Messenger RNA from Closterium sp. Naga37s-1, 327 nucleotides. NCBI's taxonomy places the organism in Eukaryota, Viridiplantae, Streptophyta, Zygnematophyceae, Desmidiales, Closteriaceae. The record is from the annotation of a GenBank genome assembly.
AUGCAGGACGAGGUGCUAUCGAAGGUUCCCAUUCCUGAGGAGCAUAUUUACUCUAUUGAUGAUGAAUUGUCUGUUGUGGAAGCUGCAAGCGACUAUGAGGAACUGAUGAAAGAGCUUGUGGAGGAGGGCGUUCUCAGAACAACACAGGGUGUGCCGUUUCCUCGCAUUGACCUGAUUCUUCUUGGAUUCGGUCCUGAUGGCCAUGUGGCUUCACUCUUCCCCAACAGCCCGCUGUUGCGUGCACUGCCUGCUCAGCUGGUCCGUCCUUAUAUUGGAUCAGUCACCUGGUUUGUGGAUUCCGCCGCAGCUUCAAAGCUGCCUGCAUAG